AUGAUAAGAUCGUAUGUUGGUAUCUUCUCUGUCUCAGUUCUUUUGACUCAUAAUCCAUCAAAUUGGACUUUCACCUUUACCUCUGUUUAUGCUCCUAUUGAUAGAGAAGAUAAAGCUGUUUGUUGGUGGGAACUUUCCAGAUUACGACAAAUUUUUGAGGGUCCUUGGGUUAUUUGUGGGGAUUUUAAUGCUACAUUAUCAUCUGAAGAAAGGAAUGGCAGAAAAGGCUCUAUAAAGGACAUCAAUUCCUUCAAAUCUUUUGUUUCUUCUAACUAUCUUAUUGAUCUGCCUCUCUCUGGUCGUUCUUUCACUUGGUCCAAUAAUCGUCAGGAUCCUGCGUUAGCCAGAUUAGACAGAUUUCUGGUUUGUGCAGAAUGGGAUAAAAAUCAUCCUUUAAGUUUGCAAUUCUCACCUCCCUCUGUUGGCUCUGACCAUUUUCCUAUCAUUCUGGAUAGUAGAGGCAUAAAACCAAAUACUCCUAUGUUCAAGUUUGAAAAAAGUUGGUUUCAUAACAUCACUUUUGUUCCUUUUAUUGAAACUUCCUGGAAAUCGUUUAGUUGUCAAGGGACCCCAGUGGAUAAAUUCAUUACUAAACUUAAGCUUCUAAAAAGAAGAAUUAAGUGGUGGAGAAAGAAUGUUCAUGAAUCCAUCUCUUCUAGAAAAAAUACUCUGUUAUCUAAAAUCCAUUCUAUUGAUCUUAUUGAAGAGCAAAGAUCUUUAUCCCCUACAGAAUUAGAUGAGAGGAAAGCUUUUCAAUCUUCUUUUGCUUCUAUCAUCCAAGAAGAAGAAUCUUAUUGGCAUCAAAGAUCUCGUAUUCAAUGGUUGAAAGAAGGUGAUACUAAUACAUCCUUUUUUCAUAGAACAGCAUCCACUCAUAAAAGAUCAAAUCACAUUGUUGCUAUUAAUCACAUGGGUUCUGAAAUUGCUGACAAAGGGGAAAUAUCUAAAGUUUUUUAUGACUUUUACCACAAUCUUUUUGGACAAGAAAACAAUAGCAACAUAUUAGCUCCAUAUAUGAAUGACUUGGUUGCUCCUACACAAUCAGCUUUCCAAUCUGGAAAAUCAACUCUUGACUCUAUAGCUGUUGCAAAUGAAAUGAUUCAUUUUUGUUCUAAAAGGAAGAAGGAUGUGGCCAUGGUCAAGAUUGAUUUUGCAAAAGCUUUUGAUUCUAUUAACUGGAACUUCCUUAUUAAUUUACUUAAAAUGAUCAGACACAAUGUGGAAGAGGGUUUAUUAUCCAACCUUGGAAUUAAGGAACCUCUCAACCAAAUUAGGAGCCUCCAAUUUGCAGACGAUACUCUUCUUUUUGUCAAAAGUACCAAGAAUGACAUAUCCAUUCUAAAGGCAAUUUUAUAUAUUUUUGAAGAUAUCUCAGGAUUGGGUAUUAAUUUCUCCAAAUCUUCUCUUAUUUACUUCGGUAAUUUGCAUAAUAGAGGACAAACUCUUGCUGCUGCCAUGAAUUGCAACCUUGAUCAUCUUCCUAUUAAAUAUUUAGGAUUGCCUCUAAAGUAUGGUAAAUUAGCAAAAUCUGAUUGGCAACCUAUGUUGGAUAAUAUGUAUAGGAAACUUGCUUCUUGGAAAAGUUCUUGUUUAUCCUUUGGUGGUAGACUUGUUUUGCUCAACUCGGUUCUUUCAUCUAUUCUUUUAUAUUAUAUGUCUUUCUACAAAUUACCAUCAUGGGUGAUUAAAGAAGUGGAUAAAAUUAGAAAGAAUUUCCUAUGGACUGGCAAAAAUAUUUCAAGACCUUUCAAGUGCUUAGCAAAUUGGAAGACAGUGUGUCUAAGUAAAUUUGAGGGAGGAUUGGGUGUGAAGGACCUCAAAAUUUUUAAUAAUGCUCUUUUAUCUAAAUGGUUAUGGAAAUGUCUUGAUAGAGACUCUUUAACUAGAACUCUCUUACAUCAACUUUAUAUCAGAAGAGAUUCUCAGUUGCAAUCAUCUUCCUGCAGUUCUGCAAAUUCUAAGUUUUGGAAUGAUAUCAUAUCAAUCAAAGACUUAUUUCUACAUCUUCUACAAUGGUCUCUUGGUUCUGGUGACAAAAUUAGAUUUUGGGAAGAUAAAUGGACUGGUAGUAACACCUUAUCAAGUCUAUAUCCGAUUUUAUAUAAACUAUCACUGUCUACAAAUGUCAGCAUCUGGUUGCAUACAAAAGAAAAUCUUAUAAAGAAAGGAUGGCAAGGGGAUUCUACAUGCAUUUUAUGUGAUAUAUAUUCUGAAUCUUGUGAACACUUGUUCUUUGAAUGCAGUUUUACCAAAUCAGUAUGGAAACAUUUUUGUGAGUACUACCUUCCUUUCAUAUGGCCAACAUCUUUAUACGAACUCCUCAAGUCUGUUGAAUCUCUUCGUUACUCUGAUGGGGCUUUAUGGAGAUCAAUUUUCACUGCAGUGUGUUGGAGCUUAUGGACAUCAAGAAAUAAAUUUAUUUUUGAAAAUUCUUUAUUCUCUGCUACUUCUGUCAUCAACUCAGCGAUUUCUAAUUUACAUGAAUGGUCAGGUUCUGGAAGAGGGAAGAAAGCACUUAAGCUAGCAGCGGUUUUAGAAGAAAGACCAAUCUUGCGGAGCAACAGUAUUUAG
Molecule: messenger RNA, 2571 nt
Organism: Asparagus officinalis (garden asparagus)
Lineage: Eukaryota; Viridiplantae; Streptophyta; Magnoliopsida; Asparagales; Asparagaceae
Exons: 4
Coding region: 1-2571 (856 amino acids)
Molecular function (GO): catalytic activity
Source: RefSeq, a predicted model, not a curated record